Pomacea canaliculata is the source of this 3109-nucleotide messenger RNA. Its product is annotated as ceramide glucosyltransferase-like. Gene Ontology annotation, biological process: glucosylceramide biosynthetic process. Gene Ontology annotation, cellular component: membrane. The transcript has 11 exons. The coding region runs from base 339 to 1658 and encodes 439 amino acids. Gene Ontology annotation, molecular function: ceramide glucosyltransferase activity. NCBI's taxonomy places the organism in Eukaryota, Metazoa, Mollusca, Gastropoda, Architaenioglossa, Ampullariidae. The record is from RefSeq and is a predicted model, not a curated record.
UCUUUAUGUGCAUGGAGAGAAAGGGUGGGUACGAGCGGGUGGGUAUGUGUUGCCGAGGGUGGUGUGAGGUAAUCGUCUUGCUCCGAAGCGUCGUGCGCGAACGGAUUUCGUCACGACGCGCUAAAGUGGCUCUCGGACAGGUGCCAGGCAACCACCCGUCAGGUGGAGGCCAGUAAGCCAAGAAACAAGGGCUCGUCACCCCUGCUGGGUCGUUGUAGUUGGAGGUGCCGGGGUUGGAAUGGUAGUGGUAGGAUUAGGACCUGACCUCCUGUGACAGAGAUAUGUAAAAGAUAUUGGUAAGACUGUGAGGUGGUGCCUCAAGCGCCAUCUAGCACAUCAUGUCCACCAGUUGCCAGUCCCUCUCAGAGACACUUCACAGUCUGAUAUACCAUGGACCUCCAGCUCAGAUAGUCCCUACAGCAUCAAGACAGAUGAACCUGUUUGAUGAGCAAGGUGUGUCAUAUCUGCUGCUGGUCCUUGGGGUCUUCAAUUUGAUGAUGUAUGUGAUGUCCUUCACCUUCAUCUUGAUCUCUCUUUUCUAUGGGAAGUUGUACCUACACAAAAAGGUUGAUCCUGAUGUUCUGGGAGAUGAUGUGCCAGGGGUAUCCAUCGUCAAGCCGUUAAUGGGCAUAGAUCCUUUACUUGAGACCAAUUUAGAGAGUCAUUUUACCCUUAAAUAUCCUAAGUUUGAAUUGCUGUUGUGUUUCCAUGAUGACCAGGACCCAGCUAUCAACAUCGUGAAUAGGCUUCAGCAAAAAUACCCCAAAGUUGAGGCCAGACUCUUUUUCCAUGGGAGAGAAGAUAUCAUAAACCCUAUGGUGCAGAAUAUGGUGCAAGGUUACGAGGCAGCACAGUAUGAGUAUGUGUGGAUCAGCUCCAGCCGCAUCCUGGCAUCCACAGAGAUCUUACAGGAUAUGGUUGUUAAACUGCAACAGCCAAAUGUGGCCCUUGUGCAUCAGAUGCCUUUUUAUAUCCACACAAGUAACUUUGCCAGCAUUGUCGAGAAGGUGUACUUUGGCUGUGCUUUGGCAAGGUAUUAUCUGGCCUUCAACGUGCUGGGGAUGUGUUGUGUCACAGGCAUGUCCUAUGUUUUUAAGAAAUCCAUCUUGGAGCAGCAGAAGGGUUUAGGCUGGUAUGGGCAAUAUCUAGCUGAAGACUUUUUCCUCACAAAAGCUAUGCAUGAAAGAGGCCACAAAUUUGUAGUAUCUGCUUUUCCUGCACAACAGAAUGUUAGUUCCACAUCAGUUGAGAGCUUUGUUGGCCGGAUGGUCAGGUGGUUACGUCUUCGUCUGAACAUGCUAACUGUGGUGGCCAGCAUCCUAGAGCCGCUGUCAGAUUGCUUCCCAUUGGGCAUCACAUCUGGGUGUCUCUUGUACCACUUCUUCAGCAUUGACCCAGUUAUCUUUUUCUGUUGCCACGUUUGUGUGUGGAUUGUCAUUGAUUACAUUCAGCUUUGCAAUGUCCAGAAUGGACCUUUACCAUUUGGGAAGCUGAAGUUUCUAGCUGCAUGGUUCACACGGGAACUGCUGUCAACAUUUGUCUUCUUAAAAGCUGUUGUUAACCCACAUCGCAUCAAAUGGGGCAAGCACACAUACUAUGUACACAUGGGUGGACACACCGAGGUGGAGAGACAUUCACAUGCUUCCCAGGACUUGUGAUACUUAGCUGUUGCUAGUGAACUUUAAUUACAGAAGCCGGAAAUAAAUGUGUCCUGUUCUCAGUUGUGGCAAUGUCUGUCUCUGCCUAAACAGGAUCUCAUUCUGGACUGUUCAUGCAGGAUUUGGAAUCAAAGAUGGUUGUGAUGGUUGAUCGGAAGCCAGCCCGUCUAAAAUCCCUGGCUGAAAAACAUUGUUCUCAGAUGCACUCAAGCAGACAACCUCCAGAACAGAUCAUGUGUUUUCAGAAUUGUGUGCAACAAACAAUCAGUCUGUAAGAGUUGCGUUUCAUGAAACUGAGAAGUGGGGCAGCAGAUGAUCUGAAUGGAGCCAAAACAGUGAUGCAUUUUAUACCAGCAAUAAAUAUUACAGAUGAUUAUGAUGCCCUAAAUAUUGUGAUGCAUAAUACUGUGAAAAGAGUUUCUGCUACAUCAUCUUGUGAUAGACCAGUGAAGAGAGGGACCAGCCUUUAAAAUGUUUUUGCAGUUGUAUGUGAUCUUCUGAGGACAAAGAACUGCUGAGACAUAGUAUGGCAAACCAAAGAUCAGGUGACUUUUUUUAAAGUUUCUUUGUGAUGUAAGGGGUAAUGAUGGUGAGUGAAACCUGCUGAUGGUGUCAAGCAAUUCUUCCACUCUCAUCCCACCACCCCACCUCCUGUCUAUACUCUCCACCCACCAAGGCCACCUAAUGACUUUUGACUGCCUAUUUCCAACUGUACCUCAGCUGAGAGCUUUUUGCUUGUUUAUGUUUUUGUUGUUUUUGUCCUGAUGAUCAACUAAAAAGAAGGGCAAAAUUAGAACCAUUGUUGUUAAGAUGGAUGGUUUGUUUGUUGUUUUGGAUGCAGCUACCUAAACCACUUUAUGCAUGUGUUUGAUCCUCCAUGCGUGUUUGACAGUUCAUGAACAAGCACUUUGAACAUAUCAGUAAAGUUCUCCUUAUGCAUUUAUCAUAAGCAUAUCGUACAGGUAUAUCUGUUCACGGGACAUUUUGUUGAGUUCUUACAAAUAGCUUGUACAAGGGAGCAUCAGCUAAAAGCUUAAAUCGAAGCAGACUGUAAUCAGCUGUAGCUUAUGUUAAGCCUGUAUACUGUAACAAGCAGUAACUGAAGGUGACAGCAUGCAUCUUGUAAGGUGCACCACAUAGUAUCAUCAACUUGACUAUCAACUUGACUAUAGCCACCCUACAGCAAGUUUUUAAUAAAAGAUGAGCUUUUACAUUCAGAAGACAAACACAUUGAAAAUCUGCAGCAAAUGAGAAUUCAUUUUGCGGUAAUGGGUGUCUUCACUGCAGCAAAUUUAUGAGGGGAGCAGAAGUUUUAAAAAUGGCAUGGCUUCUGUCGGGCACUAGCAGCACAUGAUAAGAACAAUUUUGAUGUAGAGAGAUCUGAGCACACAUUAGAUGGCCAGAAUGUUUUCAUUGAACAAAACAGAUAUUAUGAAGAAAAUGACUGAUUG